AUGCUGACGGUAAAGUUUCUGCUAGGUUGCAUUCUUGCACUUGCAUCAGCACAAUCGAACACCAAUAUUUAUGGUUACAAUUACGACAGUGCUGCCAGUAACAACGGAAUUUCGCUUGUUCAAAAUCCAAAUUAUCAAUUUCUUAAUGAUCAACUUGCAAGUGCAUAUGCUCAAACCUAUCAGCAAAACUUGAGGCAAUACGAUCAAAGUGGAGGACAAAAUGGUGUUGUGACAAGCUCUACUAAUGUUCCAGCUAAUGGUUAUUAUACUGGUCCUCCACUUUCGAAUGAUCAACAGAAUCAAAUCAAUUAUCAACAGAUUCAACAGAGAAAUCCAACGAGCUCAGUGUCAAGUAAUACCAACAUUUAUGGAUAUCAAUACUCAUCUCCGUCGUCUAAUGGAGCAACGAACUUGAACUACAAUAAUCAGCCCCAGUAUUCAGCUCCGUCUAACAAUGCCAAUGUUCAGCCCUAUAUUUACCCAUUCGGCCAAUAUUCGACUUCGCAAGCAAACAGAUUCAGCUCAUAUAGAGACAAUCAAUACAAUCAGAAUCCUACUCAAGUUUAUUACAAUGAUCAAGGAGCAUCCACCCAGUAUUACACACUAUUCGAUCAGCCUGCUUCGGGGCCAGUCUAUCAGAGCGCGUCGGACUUGAAGACGACGACCUUGAGAGAUCAGCAAAUGCCAGGAGCUACAAUUCGCUUGAGAGGAACUGGACCACUUCCUGGACCGACUCUUGCUGAACUCUCUGGAGCUGCUCCCACAGGAAAUCAACAGCAAGUCUAUUACGAUUCAAGGUCGAGUUACCGCUCAUACCCAAAAAGCCAAGGCAAUUCGAAUGCAAGAUUUUUUGACGUUGCUGGAAAUGACACAGUAAUGUAUUAUCCAUACCGAACAAGCACAAACUACAACCUCCCGAGCUCAUCAUCAAACUCGCAGGUUUUCUACAAUCCGAGCGGCAGCAAUUCGAACCCUUACGGUCAAACAACAAUUGACAAAUGCUCUUUGAAUGAUCCUUACUGGUGCUCAGAAUAUGUGAAUCUUUAUAUGAACGCCAAAAGAACUUAUGAGAACGUUUCGACGCAGCAAGCUUGCAUCACAUUGAUACAAUCGCUGACUGAAAGCUACAAUGGAUGCUGCACCGCAGUGCGUUCAGCUGGUUGUACUAUGAAUUAA
This is a messenger RNA of Caenorhabditis bovis, 1176 nucleotides long. The record is from the annotation of a GenBank genome assembly. Lineage: Eukaryota; Metazoa; Nematoda; Chromadorea; Rhabditida; Rhabditidae.